AAUGAGAACUUGCAAAGGCCUUUCUCUGGGUACUCUAAUGUGUCAUGUGCUAAUAAUGUCUCUUCACUGUGUGUCUCCCAGAUCGAUACGGUGUGUAAGGAGAUAGAUACUGUAGGAUACAUUUGUCAAACACCUUUAACAUGAAGAUGGUGAAAGAAAAGUGCAGCUUUCUGAAGAAUGGCAUGGAGUCCUGUAGGACAAUCUCAGAUCAGUUCAUAAAUGAGUGUAAAUGUGUGUUUUUGAGAGACAGCUCAGAUACCUUAGGCCAGCAUUUCCCAAACUCGGUCCACACCCCAAAGACCAGGAGGUUAGUGAGGACUUCUACUAUAUUCAGCCCCUUGUGAACGGCCACAGACUGGGGAACAUCGUUCGCCGUUACAGCCCCUAUGACAACUUCAUGACCUCUAAGAACCACGAGGAUGUGUCCGUGGCACCGUCCCUCAGCCUUGCUAAUUCCAUCCAGGGCUUCGGCACCGUGGUAUGGUGAGGAGUGUUCUAUAACUGCUGCGACUCCGCUGAGCUGGCCCACUAUGACCUACAGGCCAAGGUCACAAGUCGUCUGAAGAUACCUGACGUCGGCUACAACAACCAGUUCCCCUACUGCUACUACAACUGUAAAGACUGGACCGACAUCGACUUUGCUGCUGAUGAGACUGGGUUAUCUACAGCACUACUGUGGCCUUGGUGCUGAGCCAGUUCCUAAUAUUCUGUACACUCAAUGUAGAAACAGUGUGUGUGCUGUUUUCUGCUUAUCUUAUAUAAUGUUGACUUCUUCCUAAAUAAAUUAAAUCACAACAAUGUUAAA
Oncorhynchus mykiss (rainbow trout) is the source of this 805-nucleotide messenger RNA. Lineage: Eukaryota; Metazoa; Chordata; Actinopteri; Salmoniformes; Salmonidae. The record is from RefSeq and is a predicted model, not a curated record.